This is a messenger RNA of Vespa velutina, 819 nucleotides long. Its product is annotated as putative gustatory receptor 28b. NCBI's taxonomy places the organism in Eukaryota, Metazoa, Arthropoda, Insecta, Hymenoptera, Vespidae. Gene Ontology annotation, biological process: sensory perception of taste. Gene Ontology annotation, cellular component: membrane; neuronal cell body; dendrite. The record is from RefSeq and is a predicted model, not a curated record. The transcript has 5 exons. Bases 1 to 657 code for a protein of 218 amino acids.
AUGUUAACGACUACUAUUGAUUCUCCACAACAUAAAAGAGUUCUUCGAAGGAGGAAUAUUAGAAAGAAUGAGCAUGCAUCAAAUAAUAUUCGUCAAACGUAUAAAUUGGACGAAGACGUUAUAAGGAUAAAAAAAGCGAAGGAGAUACAUCUGGAAAUAAUCAAGUGUGCUAGGAAUGUAAAUGAUGCUUAUAGCUUACAUAUUUUAUUGUCUACAUUAGCAUCUUUAAUUUUAAUCAUCAUUAUAUCUUACAAUAUGUUCCGCUUCUUAAUGUCUAUGGACUAUCGUAAACAACUGUUAACAACUUUCAAUUUUUUAUAUUGGAUUUCUCAUUUUGCGAUCAAGAUCGUUAUAGUAACUUAUGAAUUAUUGAUGUUAUAUCUUAUUUCUUUACAUGCGACAAACACCGGAGAUAUUCUUUGUGAAUUGUACGAACCGUCAAUCAGUAACGAAUUUUGUGCAGAGAUUAGUGAUUUCACUCUACAGCUUAUUCAAAACCCACUGAUUUUUAGGAUUAAUGGCUUUUUUGAUAUAGACCAUACAUUGAUACGUAAUGUGAUCGGUAUCAUCACAACUUACAUCAUUAUUCUCAUUCAAGUUGGGGACUUACCACAAGCUUUAAUUAAAAAUUCAACGUUAUCAACUAAUAAUAAUUGAGAAAUAUAAGAUCAUUUUUCGAUAUGAAUAUGUCUAGAGCUAUAUUAAGUGUAGAAAUUUUUAAUACUGUUUAUAGCAUUAAAUAUAUAUAGUAAGCCGUUUAUACUUCUCAUCCAUUACAUGUACUUUUUUAUAGCACAAAUAUUUAAAAGGUGUGAAUAC